AUGUCUCCCCCUAAACUUGAUUUCCCAGGGACUCCUCCUCCUCCUCCUCCUCCUCCUCCUCCUCCUCCUCCUCCUUCCUCUCCCCUCUCCUAUCCUUUCCCUCCUUUGCCCUUGAAGGAUCGUGGUCGAUACGCCCACGGACUUCUGACCUUGAGGAGUCCCAAGGAUUACGUUUUGGAUUCCGAUAGAAAUGAUUCCACACUGAGGCAAGCACCGCCCAUGUUAUCCACUGGGAACAUCGUCUGGAAAAUCCAGGAAGAGAUUUAUGAAAGCAAAAAGGGUUGUGCACCGAGAGCGUGUCCUGCCUCAACACAGACGCAAGGGGAGGAGGAGAAGUCCAGUGGGAGACUCCGACGGGGAGGAUGUCCAAAGGGAGAAACUACUGAGGGUGACUACAAGGGGAUCUCUCCUUUUCGUCUUCAUCAACUCCCUUUCAACCUCGCUGAUGCCUUCCACCCUCCACAACACCAUCAUCGUCAUUCCCUUCACCACCAUCUCUUCGCCGUCUCCUGCAUCAUCUCCAUCAUCCUAAUAUCCUUCGGCCUCAAACUUUCGCCUCCCAGCCCGUAUCCUCACUUACCACCCGAGACACUCUGGAGGAGGAGGAGGAGGAGGAGGAGGAGGAAGAGGAGGAACUGGAAUUGGAAUUGUGGCUCGCGGAAGACGAACCAAGGAAGCAAAGUGGAGGAAAAGGGGUUCCUGCGGGAAGCAGAAACGAGGUCAAAGUGA
Macrobrachium nipponense is the source of this 729-nucleotide messenger RNA. RefSeq lists its product as uncharacterized. Bases 1 to 729 code for a protein of 242 amino acids. The record is from RefSeq and is a predicted model, not a curated record. The transcript has 3 exons. Lineage: Eukaryota; Metazoa; Arthropoda; Malacostraca; Decapoda; Palaemonidae.